Williopsis jadinii is the source of this 1452-nucleotide messenger RNA. It is a transcript of the gene ALG11, whose product is annotated as alpha-1,2-mannosyltransferase ALG11. Gene Ontology annotation, cellular component: endoplasmic reticulum membrane. The record is from RefSeq and is a predicted model, not a curated record. Gene Ontology annotation, biological process: protein N-linked glycosylation. NCBI's taxonomy places the organism in Eukaryota, Fungi, Ascomycota, Saccharomycetes, Phaffomycetales, Wickerhamomycetaceae. The transcript has a single exon. The coding region runs from base 1 to 1452 and encodes 483 amino acids. Gene Ontology annotation, molecular function: GDP-Man:Man(3)GlcNAc(2)-PP-Dol alpha-1,2-mannosyltransferase activity.
AUGGUUUCCGAUUCUAAGGUGUACGGGUUCUUUCACCCAUACUGCAAUGCUGGUGGUGGUGGUGAACGUGUACUGUGGCAAGCAGCCAAUGACACUCUGAAUAAGAAGAGCACAAAUCGAAUUGUCGUAUACACCGGUGAUGUCGAUUCCGAUGAUGAGAUCUUCAAGAACGUUGAGAAGAGAUUUGACAUACAUUUGGAUAAGCAACGUGUUCAGUUCGUAAGACUCUCAACACGGUGGGCCGUGGAUCCGAAUCAAUGGCCGGUAUUGACGUUGUUAGGCCAGGCCCUGGGAUCAGUAGUCCUAUGUGCUGAGGCCAUCUACAGGUACAAACCAGACUAUUGGAUAGAUACCAUGGGUUACCCUUUCACAUAUUUCCUGGUCAAGCUAUGGCUGGGAAUACCCCUGAUUGUCUAUGUCCAUUUUCCAGUGAUUUCUGAGGACAUGUUGGGUAAGUUGCACCCUGCUCUAUCAUCUCUGGGGGGUAUUAAACAACUGCUGAAAUACAUCUACUGGUCUACAUUCAUGGCCGUAUACCACACUUCUGGAAGAUUUGUCGAUAUUGCACUUGCAAACUCUACGUGGACGAGAAAUCAUAUUCAACGUAUAUGGAGUUUCAAGCCCUCUGUGAGCAUCCUAUACCCUCCAUGCUCUACUGAAAAGUUCAUAUCGCAAGAAGACCUCAAACUGACAACAUGGAACAGGGAGAACUCGAUCAUAUGUCUUGCACAGUUCCGUCCUGAAAAGCGUCAUCAACUCAUUAUAAGAGAAUAUGCCAAGUUCUUGCGUUCGACUGAUCUAAAGAGUGCACCUAAACUUAUCCUCAUGGGAUCUAUCAGAGGUAAAAGCGAUGAAGACUACGUCCAAUCACUCAAGCUUUUGGCAGCUGAAUUGAAGGUCCCAGAUACACAUGUUGAAUUUAUCCUCGAUGCAAAGUAUCAAGUUGUUCAAGAGUAUCUCAGAAAGGUGACAUUUGGGUUAAACGCAAUGUGGAACGAACAUUUCGGCAUCGCAGUGGUUGAAUACGUGGCAAGUGGCCUUGUGCCAAUCGUACACGCAAGUGCAGGCCCCUUCCUUGAUAUUGUUGUCCCAUGGGACUCAGAAUCACACUCACAGUCAGAUGUGAGCGAUGAAACAACACGGACGGGGUUCUUCUUUAAGAGUGAAACUGAUCCUGAUGCUAAACCAACAGAUAUGAAAUUCCCAAGAUUGCAUGAAGCAUUUCAAGCAGCUUCAACAUUGACUGAUGAGGAAAAACUCUCGAUGACGAAAAGAGGUAAACAAAGCGUGCUGAACAAGUUCUCCGAUGUCAAAUUUGACCAAGGAUGGGAUUCUGUGCUUGAAAGAAUCGAUAUGAUGCAAGUUACUGGUUCAGCAUUCCCAAGAGCCCUUCUCAUUCUGCUGAGUAUGUUCGUUGUCAUUCUGGGAGUCACACUCUUCAAAAGUGUCUGA